GUAACAAAAUGUGGAAAAAGUCAAGGGGUCUGAAUACUUUCAGAAUGCACUGUAUGUAUAUCAAUAUUCCAAAGUUGAUAUGAUGAAUAUUGAUACUAUUAGCUAUAAAGUUAUCUCAUGAAUGGCUACUUUGUAACCGACUGUCCCAACGACUUCUCUUGGGUGGAUUCUUCUCCUCGCCCGACACUCCGUAACCUAGCACCGCGGGAGCAAGUGGAACCAAGAUGUUCCUCCGUGGAACAACGCUUUGCCGAUUGAAAUGGGGCCGCAUGAAGCAGGAAUGGUGACUGGGGAAAACAUUCUCUACCCUUCCUUAAUCAGUUCUCAGAAAAUACAUGUAAUAGUUUAAGGUAAAAAGGAAAGAAGCAGUAACCAUGGGAAGAUGCUUGCUUAUUAUUAGCUAGGUUUAUUUGUCAGCUAAUGAAUGAGUCAAUAUUCGAUUUAAAGCAAUUUCAUGCUAGUGUUGCGUUGGACUUAGUUUGGACGAGACAUUUUGUGCAUGUGCCCGUUGCCAGCCCCUGUACUUAUUUAGCACAUCUGAUAUCAUGGAUUGUAUAACCUUGGGGUAAGUGGACAUAAUAGUCGGGAUGAAAGUGUACGCUUCCGAUGAAUUCAGUACAGCUGUUGUCGGAUUACUUGCUACAUGAUUUGGAGAGAUUUGGCAUAUUCCAUGAUAGCUGGAUGACUUGCUAGUUUAGCUAACUAACGUUACUGUACUGCACUGCCUCGUUGGUUUGUCAAUGUAGUUCUAGUAUUAGCAAUCUAAGCGAACAGCGUGAGUAAAAGGUAGCCCAAGACAACUGUAUGUUACCUACCUUACUUUGUUAGUACGUUCGUCAAUAAGAGUGGCACAUUCUUAUUGUAACGUGGUUCUAGUAACCAAGUAACGUUACUAGCUAGCGAAAGAGCUGCCAAAUUACUAGCUACGAACAUCAGCUGCUAAACUACUGUGUUAGCCAGUUAGCAACUGUAGCUAGCUACUGUUGAAGCAGACAUUACAAUACUUUAUUGUAAUUUAAAAUGCGUAUUCAGUUAUUUUGAGUAACACGAACUUAUCUCUAGCAUUGUCUUUGGAAUGACAGUGGGGUUUUGUUAAUACCAGCCCCAAGUCAAAGGGCUGGGGUUAUUAUGAAUGAGGUUAAUGAUCUUGAGUUAUCUUGGGUGGGCCUAUUAAUGUCCAGUUUAUUGGCCUUGACCAGUCGAGAAUCUAAUGACCAGCAGCCGACCUGUGACCCCGAGGAAGAUGCCAUGGAUGUGGGGAUGCACACCUUCAACCACACCCAUAUGAGAAAGGCAUUUCAGCUGAUGAAUGACAUGAGGAGUAAGAAUAUGCUGUGCGACGUUCUGUUGGUGGCAGGAAAUGUAGAGGUGACCGCUCACAAGUUGGUGCUAGCCUCCUGCAGCCCCUACUUCUGUGCCAUGUUCACAGGGGACAUGAGUGAGAGCAAAGCCCAGCAGGUGGAGAUCAGGGAUGUGGAUGGCCAAACACUAAAAAAACUGGUGGACUAUAUCUAUACAGCUAUGAUUGAAGUAACGGAGGACAAUGUUCAGGUGCUCCUGCCUGCAGCCAGCCUUCUGCAGCUGAUGGACGUGAGGCAGGUGUGCUGUGAGUUCCUGCAGAGCCAGCUGCACCCCACCAACUGUCUGGGCAUUCGAGCCUUCGCCGACCUCCACACCUGCACACAGCUCCUCAACCAGUCCCAUGCCUACUCUGAGCAGCAUUUUUCCGAGGUGAUGCUGGGAGAGGAGUUCAUGGGCCUGUCUCUGCAGCAUGUGUGCGGUCUCAUAUCCAGCGACAAACUCACCGUGUCCACAGAGGAGAAGGUAUUUGAGGCCAUUGUUGCAUGGAUAAAGCACGACAAGGAGGCUCGUCUGGAGUACAUGCCAAAGCUGAUGGAGCACGUUCGUCUGCCACUACUGUCCAGAGAUUACCUAGUACAGAUAGUGGAGAAGGAGGCCUUGAUCAAGAACAACAACUCCUGUAAGGACUUCCUGAUCGAGGCCAUGAAGUACCACCUCCUACCCGCUGACCAGCGCCACCUCAUCAAGACCGACCGGACACGCCCACGCACGCCUAUCAGCAUGCCCAAGGUGAUGAUAGUGGUGGGUGGGCAGGCUCCUAAGGCCAUCCGUAGUGUGGAGUGCUAUGACUUCCAGGAGGACCGCUGGCACCAGGUGGCUGACCUGCCGUCCAGACGCUGUCGAGCAGGUGUGGUGUUCAUGGCAGGGAGGGUGUACGCUGUGGGAGGCUUCAACGGCUCGUUGCGGGUCAGGACGGUGGACAUGUACGACGGGAUGAGAGACCAGUGGACCACAGUUCCCAGCAUGCAAGAGCGGCGCAGCACUCUGGGGGCAGCCGUGCUGGGGGACCUGCUCUACGCUGUGGGGGGCUUCGACGGGAGCACAGGCCUGUCGUCAGUGGAGACCUACAGCUAUAAGACCAAUGAGUGGAUGUUUGUUGCUCCCAUGAACACGAGACGCAGUAGUGUCGGAGUGGGAGUGGUGGACGGGAAGCUGUAUGCGGUGGGCGGCUACGACGGGGCGUCACGCCAGUGUCUCAGCACGGUGGAGGAGUACAACCCAGUCAGUAACCAGUGGGGCUACAUGGCUGACAUGAGCACCAGACGCAGUGGAGCAGGUGUUGGGGUGCUAAGUGGGCAGCUGUAUGCAGCAGGGGGUCAUGAUGGGCCCCUGGUGAGGAAGAGUGUGGAGGUAUACGACCCACCUAGUAACACCUGGAGACAGGUGUGUGAUAUGAACAUGUGUCGGAGGAACGCUGGUGUGUGUGCUAUAAACGGACUGCUGUAUGUGAUUGGAGGAGACGACGGCUCUUGUAACCUCUCCUCAGUGGAGUAUUACAACCCUGCCACAGACAAGUGGAGCCUCAUACCCACCAACAUGAGAAACGGCCGAAGCUAUGCAGGUGUAUCCGUUAUAGACAAGCCUUUAUGACUAUCAGGCCCCGACGGCAGCAGGACCCCACAGCCACAGGUAGCAAUCAAAGGGAGCCACACAGACGUCUGAUUUCACAGUCAACUCCAUGGAGCAACACUAGCCUGACGGGUGGCUCAGGAGGGAGGGAGACCCCAGCCCGGACAGUGCUCUGCGGAGCUGCAGUCUCAGCCCUGUAACUGCAUUCCUUCCAGGCAGAGUGGACUUGAGAGAGACAUUGGUUUCCAUGGUCAAAAUGACCCCAAGACUCAACAAAUCUGCCUGGAUCAGAGUGUCUUAAAACUGGAGGGGGCCUGUUUUCCUUCAGCCUCACAGGGGGCCAUUUAGCUACAUUAGUAUUAGGAGGGCCUCACUCCCCUCGGACUCCUUACAACUGAUCAGAGGGGGAAAUAAACUGGCCUUGUUUUAAGGGAUGGACUAAAUGAGCUUGGACCAAGAAGAAGGUUGUUGAUUGGCCUGGGAAACUAGACUGCAGUCAGUCUGCGGUGUGGGACUGUGUCUGUGCAGACACACAUUGUGCUAACACAGGCCUCUCAAACCAACAAUGAGCUCUGGAAGUGUUGUAGUACUUGAGUCUGACUCAAGUCCCAAUUUUUUUUGUUUGUUGUAUUUGCACUUGGACUGGAUAGGCUACUAUAAUAAGGAGAAUAUUAGCAGCACUGGGUGCACAGAGCAUCUUGGGUUCUGUUCUCUAGCAAUGGGAAGGACGUGCCACACACAGCCUACAUCAGCUGGUGAGCUGGGGGGGAGCAAGACCGGAAGGCAGGCGCCGCCUCCAAUCAUUGGCCGCUACACAUCGCGCAAGAAACUUUCUUGUUUCCCCAUAACCAUUAGUCACCAGCUUACAAUUUGCUUUGCCUGGUUAAGAAACACAAACUGGUUUUUGAAAUGUAAAACAGUACUAGUGUUGAGUUUAAUAGUAAACAACAUUGUAGCUAUUUGUUUCUCUCUCUACCCUGAGGAUAGAGAAGUAAGUUGUCUUUGAAUUUGUCGUCUCGCUCUAGCCGCCCACUUUCCCCCCUGCAUCCCAUUGCCAGGGGUGUAUUCAUUACGGAAACCACUUACAGUUUAAGAACCAGGGGUGUAUUCAUUACGGAAACCACUUACAGUUUAAGAACCAGGGGUGUAUUCAUUACGGAAACCACUUACAGUUUAAGAACCAGGGGUGUAUUCGUUACGGAAACUGUUAACUGUUUAUGAACCAGGGGUGUAUUCGUUACGGAAACCACUUACAGUUUAAGAACCAGGGGUGUAUUCAUUACGGAAACCACUUACAGUUUAAGAACCAGGGGUGUAUUCGUUACGGAAACCACUUACAGUUUAAGAACCAGGGGUGUAUUCGUUACGGAAACCACUUACAGUUUAUGAACCAGGGGUGUAUUCGUUACGGAAACCACUUACAGUUUAUGAACCAGGGGUGUAUUCGUUACGGAAACCACUUACAGUUUAAGAACCAAACGGAGAAAAGGAAACUGGGAGGGAAGUACCUGAAUUUGUCCAAUAGAAACUCUUGUUUGCGGUUUCCGUUUGGAGUAAAUGAUUUGGAAAGGUUUGCAACAGAAUCGGUUUAAUGGUUAUACCCCUGGUUCUGACAAGUCUCCCUUUAGUUUUCAUUCUGCAAUAAAAAACCUAAUCAAAUAUCAGUGGGCAGUAGCUGAGAGCCUGACUUAAUUUAUGUAGUAAAUAAGUAGUGAAACACAGGUAUAGAGUAGAACUUGUGAGGUAGUGAUGAUUAUUAAGUGAGGUUUAUUUUCUUCAUGAGGGAGUGGUGAUAAUCAGCCAUUUGGUGGCAACUAGAAACAAUGGCUUAAUAAGACCUAUUAUAAAUUGAUGGACUCGGGACUCGAACUUGAACUUGACUCAGACUUCAGCCAUAGGGACUCGUGACUUGACUCGGACUCGAGCACAGGGGACUUGGGACUUGACUCGGACUCGAGCACAGGGGUCUUGGGACGUGACUCGGACUCGAGCACAGGGGACUUGGGACUUGACUCGGACUCGAGCACAGGGGUCUUGGGACUUGACUCGGACUCGAGCACAGGGGUCUUGGGACUUGACUCGGACUCGAGCACAGGGGACUUGGGACUUGACUCGGACUCGAGCACAGGGGACUUGGGACUCGAGCACAGGGGACUUGGGACUUGACUCGGACUCGAGCACAGGGGACUUGGGACUCGAGCACAGGGGACUUGGGACUCGAGCACAGGGGACUUGGGACUCGAGCACAGGGGACUUGGGACUCGAGCACAGGGGACUUGGGACUCGAGCACAGGGGACUUGGGACUCGAGGUUUAGUGACUCGACCACUGACGUAGAAAUGCCCUGAUGAUCAGGUCAGUCUCUGUUCUCGAUUGGAGACCUAUGGACUGCAGGACUGCGGCACUAUGGUCACUACCAAGGUGAAACCAACAGGCUUUCACUGUCUGCAGCCUGAUUGGGCGCUCCCUUUUUAAUAUCACCUGUGAUACUGGUCUGAAGGACUCAGCAGGCAGACUGGAGGACCAACCUGGACCAGCAUUUACCAGGAGCCACAUGCUUCAAAUACAAUUUCCAAUUUUAAAUCGAUAUUGUAUUUUUUCGCAUAUUUGAAUUGGCUGCAAUGGGGCACCAUGUUAAUGUAGUGUUUUAAAUGCACUGUAAAGACAACUGCAAAGUGAUACCCAAGAUCCACUCAGUCUUAACUUGGCGCGCUCUAUGUGCCAUACUGUUUUCAUAAUGUGUCUGGGGGUUUGUUCACAAACCUUGUCUCGCUCUGAAGGAGAAGUGCCAAAUUGAUGCAAAAACAACGUUAGACAAUGAACACCGUGUGUAAGAAUGAAUGCAUUAUCACCUUUUUGUUUUGUAUUAAGCUAAUUUACUGUAACAUGAGCAAAAUACUCCUGUACAACUUCUGGAUCAGGGCCAAUAAUUCUGGUUAACAUUAUUUCAAGCUCAGAACAUCUUUUACCAGGGUUGGGUUAAAUUCCAUUUCAAUUAAAUGUUCUCUUUUUGAAUAAUAAUGAAUCUCUUGACUUGAAGUGGAGUUGACCCCGACUGUCUUUUUCUACGCCUAGCCUAAACUGUCGUUUUUUUCACUGAGAUUCUGGUAUUUUAAAUUAUUCUAUAUACUGCACAAUCUGUAGGUUUACUAUGGUUAGCCACCCCAGAGCAAUGUUGAAAUAUGCAGGACAUAGGCAACUUGUAUAAUGUUAAGUAUAUUAAAUAUUUUAGCAAGGUCAAUGAAAUAUUUUCUAAGGUUUAUUGUGGAUAUUAAAUGAUAGUACCACCUUUAGAAUUAUUUUGAGCAUCAGUCCUCUGUUCAGGGAGUGGUUCCAUUUGGGUACAUGGUUACGGUGGUUCCAUUUGGGUACAUGGUUACGGUGGUUGCAUUUGGGUACAUGGUUACGGUGGUUCCAUUACUGUACAUGGUUACGAUGGUUCCAUGAGGAUACAUGGUUGUGGUGGUUCUAUUUGAAAACAUGGUUAUGGUGGUUCUAUUUGGAAACGUGGUUAUGGUGGUUCUAUUUGGAAACGUGCUUAUGGUGGUUCUAUUUGGAAACGUGCUUAUGGUGGUUCUAUUUGGAAACGUGCUUAUGGUGGUUCUAUUUGGAAACGUGCUUAUGGUGGUUCUAUUUGGAAACGUGCUUAUGGUGGUUCUAUUUGGAAACGUGCUUAUGGUGGUUCUAUUUGGAAACGUGCUUAUGGUGGUUCUAUUUGGAAACGUGCUUAUGGUGGUUCUAUUUGGAAACGUGCUUAUGGUGGUUCUAUUUGGAAACGUGCUUAUGGUGGUUCUAUUUGGAAACGUGCUUAUGGUGGUUCUAUUUGGAAACGUGCUUAUGGUGGUUCUAUUUGGAAACGUGCUUAUGGUGGUUCUAUUUGGAAACGUGGUUAUGGUGGUUCUAUUUGGAAACGUGCUUAUGGUGGUUCUAUUUGGAAACGUGCUUAUGGUGGUUCUAUUUGGAAACGUGCUUAUGGUGGUUCUAUUUGGAAACGUGGUUAUGGUGGUUCUAUUUGGAAACGUGGUUAUGAUGGUUCUAUUUGGAAACGUGGUUAUGGGGGUUCUAUUUGGAAACAUGGUUAUGGUGGUUCCAUUUUUUCAUUUGAAUUUCUAGAACAUCUGACUCUCUUCAUAGAACCAAGGUCCCUUCCAAAUCACCAUGAGCAGUUUUACUUUACACUUUCAAUGCUACUGAAACAAACCUGGCUUUUUAUUAACUUGGACUAUGCAGCUGACUGUGAGCCACCAUUGUAAGAUGUGGAUUGGUAGGAGGUGUGUGUGUGUGUGUGUGUGUGUGUGUGUGUGUGUGUGUGUGUGUGUGUGUGUGUGUGUGUGUGUGUGUGUGUGUGUGUGUGUGUGUGAGAUUCAGACUGGGAGUGUAUGAGGAUGACAUCUGUAGUUGUCAGUAACUUUAUUAGUGAAUGCUAUCAGCUCAGCAGCCAUGUUUGUGGCCUUGUACAUUACAUUUCAAGCCACUUGUCAUACUGAAUGCAGGGCUACUUUCUGUAUUGGUGGGAAUAGUAAUACACUAUAUAUUAUUACUAGCUAUCUACAGCAUGUCACUGACAAUCCUAGACUGAGCAGGGUCACGGGGGGAAGAUCUCAAUUGCAUACUCCGUGUCCUCUCUCCUUGUCUCCUUCUCAAAACCCAUUGGAUGAGAAAGCCAUAGGACCCUCCCCUCUGACCUUCUCAUCCAAUGGGAUUUGAGGAGAGAGGACGCAAGGAGUAUGCAAUUGAGAUCUUCCCAGGGUCCCUCUGGAGAGGUGUGGUCAGAGGUCAGAGCUGGACCACUCAGGGACCUGCACUGAGCCUGCAUAACAACACCAGCCUGGGUUUACAGACCAUGGGUGUCCAAAACCCUGUAUGGCCUUACUGCGUCCAUUCCACCCAACCUGUCCUCAUAUAUCUUCAGCUGCUCGGUUUAUGACCAAUAAAAAUGGCCUUGCAUUUUAA
Messenger RNA from Oncorhynchus keta (chum salmon), 7883 nucleotides. Its product is annotated as kelch-like protein 3. Gene Ontology annotation, molecular function: protein binding. The coding region runs from base 1129 to 2952 and encodes 607 amino acids. Lineage: Eukaryota; Metazoa; Chordata; Actinopteri; Salmoniformes; Salmonidae. The transcript is spliced from 14 exons. The record is from RefSeq and is a predicted model, not a curated record.